ACAACAAAAAGGCAAAAGUUGCAAAUAAAAUAAAACAUAUCAAAGAGGGCGCAAAAUUAAAUUAAUUAAUAUUGCAACAACAGCAGCGGGGCAGCAGCUGUCAAAAAAUCUACAACAACAACAACAACACAAAGUGCAACACCAACAAUUGGCGCUGUCUGUAAAUUGGACAUGAAAUAAAAAAAAAUAAAAUAAAAAGCGCUGCAUAUUAUUUACUUUGUGCUCCACAUAUAUAAAAAAAAUCACCAACAAAAAGAUUAACAACAACAAGAGCAAAAUUUUGCCUGCACUUUUGCCUUUUGUGUGCCGCGGCAUCCACACAAAAAAACGGAAAGAAUUUAUAUACACCGAAAAAAAAGAAAAACACCCCCGAAUAUAUAUGUGCAACAGGAAGGAGGAGAACAGGAUAAUAACAGCAAGGGGGAGCGGAGCGGCAGCGCCGUAGAGGCUGUGGCAGCAUCCAUUUGGCUGUUGGGCAAACCGUAAUUCAAGACAGAAUCUAUGUGAUGCUAUGCACAUCAGCAGCUAUGAAAUAUGCUUAGAACGUGUUGCUGAGGAAUUUAUGGGUCGCAGGAAAUGGAAAAAUUAUCAAGAGCAAGCGACGCGCAGCCAACUGAAUAUCGAGGAGCAACAGCCCAUAGCGACAGCCGGUUCCGACGAGGACGAGGACAACAAGGACAACAGAAACCACUGUAAGCCAGAGAACCAGCACCACCGUUUAGAGCAGCAGUUUGAGGAGGAUUUUGAUAACCAAACAUCACAGGAUUCAUCACGUACAGCAACACCCAUAAGUAUACCAUCACCACCGCCAGAACCCAACGAUUGGAGACCGUCGGACAAGUGCAAUUUCUGUGUCAACGGUCGCCUGCUAACGGUGAACGCCCAGGGCCAAUUGGUGGCCGAAACGGUGGCACCCACAGCCACAGUCCACAGCAGCAGCAGCAGCACCAGCAAAGGCCCCACAUACCACAACGGUCAACACGACAGUGACAGCAACUCGAGCGCAUCGCUGCACCAGUCUGGGGCACGCAACAUUGCCAACAGCGGCAACUCCCUGGAACUGUACAAGCUGCUCACCCAACGGGCAGCCAAAAUGACAUCCAUGGACUCGAUGGCCGCCCAGCUGGCCCAGUUCUCGCUGCUGGCCGACUUCAAUCUGAUAAACUCUCUGGCCAGCCAGCAGCAACAGCAACAGCAGCAGCAGCAGCAACAUCCGCCACACAACUCGGUAACAACAACUACCUCAGAACUGCUAUCGGCAGCCGCCAUCAGUGCCCCACUCAAAGAUACACCCAGUCCCAGUGCCGAUGCCCCGCUCGAUCUUAGCAGCAAGCCAUCGCCAAAUUCAUCGAUUAGCGGCGAUGUAAAGUCCAUCAGAGCCCUCUCGGACUGCCCCACGCCCACGCCUUCGUCGGGGCGAAGGACCUACAGCGAGGAGGACCUGAACAGGGCCCUGCAGGACGUAACGGCCAGCAAGCUGGCACCCCGCAAGGUGGCCGGUCAGCACCGCUCCAGCCUGAUGAACAAGCUGGCGCACCACGAGCAGCGGCUCGAGCGACUCGAGCGGCUCGAGCAGGACGAGCCGGAUGAGCCGGAGGACUCGGCGGACGAGGCCGAGGUGGACAGCAACGCCUCCACCCCGGCACCGGUCUAUCCGGAGCUUGCCCAGCGCAUCGCGGCCACGGCCCAGCUCCACAAGCUGAGCAGCCACCUGUCCGAGCACAAUGGCAGCGAGGAUCUGGGCGAGGACCUCGAGGGCGGGGGCCAGCACUCGCCGAAGCUGUCCAGGAUACCAGGGCCCGCCAGUGCGGUGGCACCCAUACCCAUCGACACGAAUGUGCUGCUGCACACGCUCAUGCUGGCGGCGGGCAUCGGGGUGAUGCCCAAGGUGGACGAGACCCAGACGGUGGGGGACCUGAUCAAGGGCCUGCUGGUGGCCAACACCGGGGGCAUUGUGAACGAUGCGCUCAUCAACCUGCUCGCGGCCAGCCAGCAGGAGACCAGCAAUGGCAAUGCCGCCAGCCUGCUCCUCCAGCAGCACCAGCAGCAGUUGAAUGCCUUUCACCAUCGCCUACCAAAGUCUGAAACGCCCGAGACGAGCUCCUCGCUGGAUCCCAACGAGGCCAGCGAGGAUCCCAUACUGAAGAUUCCGUCCUUCAAGGUCAGCGGGCCACCCAGCAUCUCGCCCAGCAUCAGCCACAGCCACCACCAGCAGCAGCAGCAGCAGCACCUCCUUCAGCAGCAGCACCACCACCAGCACCCACACCACCACAACAAUCAUAGCUCCAGCAGCAACUCCCACGCCCACGGCCACGUCCACGCCCACUCCAACAGCAGCAAUCGGAACGGGGGCGGUGGCGGGGGGAGAGAGCGCAGUCCGCACUCGGCCUCGCCGAUGCUGGCCGCCGCUGUGUCCAACAGCAGCGCCAGUGCCGCCGCCGCCGCCGCCGGCCUGCUCUCGGCCUCGCCCACCUCCAUCCAGAAGAUGAUGGCCAGCAACAUCCAGCGGCAGAUCAACGAGCAGAGCAGCCACGAGGCAGCCGCGGCCGCGGCGGCGACAGCCAGCAGCAGCCUGCGCAACGGCAGCACUAGCGCCGGCAGCGACUGCAGCAACAAUGGGGCAGCAUCCGGCAACAACAACAGCAGCAGCAGCAGCAGCUACAAGAAGCCCAGCAUCUCGGUGGCCAAGAUCAUUGGCGGCACGGACACGUCCCGCUUUGGGGCGUCGCCGAACCUGCUAUCCCAGCACCAGCACCAGCACCACCAUGCCCACCUGCCCGCCGGCCAUCAUGCGGCGGCCGCGGCGGCGCACUCGCACCAGGCGCAACUGAGCGCCCAGGAGGCGGCCGCCCUGGCAGCGGGCAAGGGAACGCGCCCGAAGCGUGGCAAGUACCGCAACUACGACCGGGACAGCCUGGUGGAGGCCGUCAAGGCGGUGCAGCGCGGCGAGAUGUCCGUGCAUCGGGCUGGGAGCUACUACGGCGUGCCCCACUCCACGCUGGAGUACAAGGUGAAGGAGCGGCACCUGAUGAGGCCCCGGAAGCGCGAGCCCAAGCCCCAGCCGGACCUGGUCGGCCUGACGGGACCCGCCAACAAGGUGUGUCCGGAGAAGCUGAAGCCCGGCAACCACAUCAACCACACGGGCAACCACCACGGCGUCGGCGGCUCGAAGCUGAGCAAUGCCCUCAAGAGCAACACCUCCUCCCAGGCGGCAGCGGCAGCGGCGGCGGCGGCGGCCGCCGCAGCAGCGGCCUCAGCCACAGUGCCCAACGGCCUCAAGAUCUUCGAUGGGGUGGCGCCGCAGUUGGGCUUUCAGCCGAAUAUCUUUUGGACCCAGCAGAAUGCCGGCAACGCGUAUGGCCUGGACCUGCACCGCAUGGCGGAGGCCAUGCGCCAGCAGACCAACCAGACGAACGCCCACGAACGACCCAUGAAGAGCGCCCUGGAGAUAGCCGAGCACAUGUACGACGGCAUCAUCCGCAAGACCCUGCAGUCCUCCGGCGAUGGCAAUGGAAACGGGAGCGGCAGCGGCAGCGGCAGCAGCAGCACCAGCAACGGACACGCCCUGGGCCAUGGGCUGGGCCACCAUGGCAAUGCGCUGCUCGAUCAGCUGCUGGUGAAUAAGACGCCCCUGCCGUUCACCAACAAUCAGAGCAAUGACUACCGGGGGGCCGCCUGUUCGAGCGGCGGUGGGGAGCGCAUCAAGCGAUCCGCCAGUCCCUUGGGCGUCUAUGCGGAUAUCAAGAGGGAGCGUCUGAGUGCGGACAGUGCCAGCAGCGAUGAGGAGAGGGAUCGAGAGCGGGAUAGGGAUCGGGAUCAUGAUCAUUCCAGCAACAACAACAACAACAACAGCGACCUGGCGCACAACAAGAACAAGAGCAGCAGCAGCAACAACAAUGGCAACAGCAGCAGCAGGAACAACAACAACAAUGGCAAUGGCCGGAGCCGAAUGACCUCCAGGGACUCGGACGCCACGGAUGCCAGCAGCCUGAAGAGCGACCACAGCAGGCACCGGCACAGGCACAACAAAAUGAUGGAUCUCAAUGGGAGCAACAGCAGCAGCAGCCAGAACGACGGUGACGGUGAUGGCGAUGGCGAGGGCGAGAUGACCCACUCGCAGAUGCCCAGUCCCAAUCCCAGUGGCAGUCCCAAUCCCAAUCCCUGCCCCAGUCGCAGUCGCAGUCCUGGCUGCAGCAGCAGCGCCGUCGGCGGCUCCAUAUUGCACGAGAAGCUGGCCCAGAUCAAGGCCGAGCAGCUGGAGCAGCAGCAGCAGCAGCAGUUAUAGGAUCAGUCGAUGGCAAGGCCGGCAGCAUUUGCCUGGCCGCCGCUGGCCACCCACUACUAUAGCUUCUAGAAAAAAAACGGGCAGGAAGGAUCGGCAGGGAUCGUCAGGGAUCGACCAGGAUCAGACAGGGAGUCCGGGGAGUAAAGCAAACCAAAUUAAGCAACACUUUUUAUAGUACAUAAAAGAAACAUAUAUAUAAACGCGGAAACAGAGCCCCCUUCCCCCCUCACUCACCCGCUGAGAUCCGCAUAGAAAAAAAGCAAGAAACCAACAAACAAAAUACAAACAUACACCUAUGGCGCGUUGUGUACGCGCGUAUAUACCAUAUGUAUGUAUUAUUGUUUCGUUUUUGACAAUCGACAAAUAGGCAUUCUCUUGUACAAAACAAAAACAAAACUUUCUUAACAAAAACUAAAAAAACCAAGAAACAAAUCUAAAAAAAACUCACACACACACACAACCUUAAACAACCUUAAGACCAACAAAAAACAAAAAAACAAAAAAAUCUGAGCAAGAAAAAUUUUCAUUUUGCAUUUUUUUACGACAAUUUCUCUUUGGUUGAUAGAUAUAUGGAAUAUAUAUUUUUAUUGAACAGAAAACUAACAACAACAGUCCAAUGGGAAUACAAAAUAAAACAGAAAAACAGAAAAUCAGAAAAACAACCAACAAACAGCAAAACAGCAGCCAGUCGUGUGGGGCCAGAGGUCUCUGGGAUCCCAGGGAUGCUCCGUGCCCCACACAGACUGCCACGAUAUCGACAGAAUCGAGUACUACAUACAGCCGAGACCAUAUAGACAACAACAUCUACAAUAUCCGAUCAACAACAACAA
Messenger RNA from Drosophila pseudoobscura, 5115 nucleotides. RefSeq names its product Ecdysone-induced protein 93F (gene Eip93F). Gene Ontology annotation, biological process: regulation of transcription by RNA polymerase II. Gene Ontology annotation, cellular component: nucleus. Gene Ontology annotation, molecular function: DNA binding. The record is from RefSeq and is a predicted model, not a curated record. The transcript has 5 exons. NCBI's taxonomy places the organism in Eukaryota, Metazoa, Arthropoda, Insecta, Diptera, Drosophilidae. The coding region runs from base 512 to 4285 and encodes 1257 amino acids.